UUCAAGACGACGGCGGAGAGGGAUGUCAAACCAUGGCUACAGUGAGCUCUGUAAGACAGAACCCAACAGCUGCUGAAAUGCUGUUGGACGGUUAUCCAUUGGAGCUUUUGGAUGGAGACGCUUCAAACAUCCCAGAGAAGUGGGUGACAGCCGUGCUAAUGGAGCUUCACAAGAAGGUUGGUGAGAAGAGCAGGCUGAUAGUACUAACCGUGUUGGGUGUUCAAAGUACUGGAAAAUCAACUCUUCUCAACACCAUGUUUGGUGUUCAUUUUCCGGUCAGCAGCGGCAGAUGUACAAGAGGGGCCUAUAUGCUUUUCCUCAAAGUUGGAGACGAUACACAAAUUGAGUUGGGUUGUGACUUCAUCCUCCUCAUUGAUACUGAAGGUCUGAAAUCCCCUGACCUUGCACAACUGGAAGAUAGUUAUGAGCAUGACAACCAACUGGCAACCUUUGUCAUAGGCUUAAGUGAUGUGACCAUUAUCAACAUUGCAAUGGAGAAUGCAACUGAAAUGAAAGAUGUCCUGCAAAUUGCUGUCUAUGCCUUCAUUAGAAUGAAACGAAUUGGAAAAAAUACAAUUUGUCAUUUCGUGCACCAAAAUGUUGCUGGAGUUUCAGCUCAUGCCAAAAACUUGACAGAGAGACAACAUCUAUUGGACCAACUAAAUGAAAUGACCCAAAUUGCAGCUGAAAUGGAGAGACAGCCUUCGAUUCAAGCAUUCACAGAUGUGCUCAACUAUGACUUGGAAAACAACAGCUGGAACAUCCCAGGACUUUGGCAUGGAACGCCUCCAAUGGCACCAGUAAACACUGGUUACAGUGAGGCUGUAGCAGAGUUCAAGAAAAAUCUUCUGGAGUCAGUAGGAAAAGGAAGGAGUAAUGAUGUCUCAAAGAUCCCAGAGUUUCUAGAAUGGAUGCGUAGUCUGUGGAAAUCGGUGAAAUAUGGGAACUUUAUCUUUAGUUUCAGAAACACACUUGUGGCCCAUGCUUAUGACAACCUGUGCAAAGAGUUUGCCCAGUGGGAAUGGGAGAUGCGAAAAGCACUCCUCUCCUGGCAGACAGCAGCAGAGUCAGAAAUCUUAAAUGCUAACAAUGAGGCUGGAUGGGAAACAUGGGAUACAUUAGUCAAGUUAAAGAAAUCGGAACUAUCCGUAAAAAUUCAAUUCCAAAAAAAUAAAUUCAAUGAGAAACUUUUUGACUAUUACAGAAAGAAAGACAGACGUGUACAUUUGAUAGAGAAAUACAAAACUGACUUUUUCAAUAGUAUCACAUGUGUCUCAAAUGAUAUUCAACAUUCAGUGAAUACUAAAUUGGACAAAGUCUUUGAGCUAAAAAUUGUUUUGAAAAAGGCACAGGAUAUACAACAGGAGUGCCACGUUGUGAUUGAAGAGAGAGUCAUGGAACUUCUGCAUGACUUCAAAGACUUGAGACUGUCUGAUGACCAACUGAGAGAGGAGUUUGACAAAAUGUGGGCUACAGCUACUGCCAAUGUAUCUACACUCAAAGAGCAAGAUAUACCUGCAUUCAUUCUUACCCAACUGAAGAAAAAUGUCUCACAUCAGAACGUGAACGAGAACUUACAACAUAUUGAAAACCUAAAGGAUUUUGGAAUGGAGCCAUUUAAGACCAGAGGUGACCAUGUCAACACCUUUAUGGCGAAAGUUCAAAAUUUGUGCAAAGGAGAUUUACAGAUAUUUGCAGACAAUGUCAUCGAGACAGCCACCCAGUUUAUUCUUGAUAAAACUAAGUCAAAUGGUGAUUACCAUGAUUCGCUCUCAAGAGAUCUUCUGCAGAGGGUUGAUGAAUUGGUUAAUCAAGGUUACAGAUGUCACCAAACCAACACUCAGUUUGAGAUUGACAUCAAACUCCAUAUUUGUGGCAUUGCUGCAAGAAAAUUCCUCGAGCUGCACCAAAGAUUCUUGUCAAAUAAUGAUCCCCGAACACAGUUGGAAAAGUGCAGGCACCAAUACUUGUCAAACUUUCUGGAUUUAUACAACAAUACCGAUCAUUGCCAACGCAAAGCAAAUGAUUUUGUCCAGCUUUGUAUCCAACCGGCUGUUGAGGAUUGCAUCAACAGAUCUUUGGGAAUUGAAAUUGUUGAUGAAAUUUUGACAAGCAGUCGUUCAAUGAUGUACAGUUCACGCUCUUGUUUCCAAUACAACCUUCAGAAAGAAUUACUGCUGAAAGAUGAUUUCAAGAGUUUUCUCAAGUACAUUUGUCACUAUGAAACAUACGUUAAGGAUCAGAUACUUCUUCACAUCUGUCAACAAAUGGAAAAGGACAAGACAUUGUACAAAUUAAAGAAGAAGAAUCUGGAGGUUGUAGUAUGUAAAUUAAUAAAUGCAAUAAAGCAGGCCUCAACUUUUACAUCAGAAGACGAUGCGAACAUUCCAAAUCUAGUCAACGAAAUGCGUAAAUAUCUAAUUAAAGACAUCGUAAUCGCAGAGGAGGCACAAAAACGCAGUCUGUUUCAGAUCCAAAGCACAUGCCAUUCAUUUACACAAAGCUUCAUUGCAUCUUUGAAUACAUUAAAGGACACAUUCCUUGUUGAAUUCGCCAACACUGAAGACAUAACUGAAAGUCUAAAAAAACUUGCAGUAAAACCACAGAAUGAGCUAUUCGAGAGAAUAAUUGGAUGUGGACAGCAGUGUCCAUUUUGUAAAGUUCCUUGUGAAGCAGGUGGCAAAGAACACAAGAAACAUCAUGCGGCUGUGCAUCGACCACAGGGGCUUGGAAGAUACAGACGUUAUUCAACUGAAGUCCUGGUUGAAUCUCUGUGUACAACUGAUGUGCAGAGUCAUUGUACAUUUAUAAUGUAUGGGGAAACUACGGAGUGGGUUAAUUACAGAGACUAUAAUACCAUCUAUCCUGACUGGCACAUACCCCGAGACCCCACAAUGGAAGCGUCUGAUUACUGGAAGUAUGUACUGGUACGCUACAAUAAUCAAUUUGCUAGGGUGUAUCAGGCCAUGCCAGCAAAAGUUCCAGAGGCCUGGAAAAGAAUCACAAAGCAGCAAGCACUGAAGGGUUUGAAGGAUUCUUUCAGCAUAAAAUAAAGUAAUGCAGUCUGUAAAAGUGUGAGGUAAAAAGGAUAUGCAGUGUACACGGGUAGUGCAGUUGCUGGCCUAAAUGGCGCCCUGUGUGAAGUCGCCCCUCGGCACCUAGAUAGCGCACCCUCAAUCUAAUCGUCAACACGGAGGGUGCUGACAGAAAUUUUACCACGUUUUAGUCCUGUCCCAUAAUCUGAUGAUCACUUUCAGCAAUAACUUUCACCUUCAAAUAUGAUCAUCGAUGGCUGGGGGGGUGUGAUGGGGGUUUGGAGUGCUGAUGUAAAUGUUGAAAUUUGUUAUAUUAUAUGACAUUUUCAAACAGAGUGUUGCCUUGUGAGGUUGCACACUUCGCACAUGCCAAUUUCCGCCACUGUACCCGGGUGAGGAUUACAGAAAGAUGCAACAGAAGAAAAGAGAAAUUUGCCGCACUGUCAAGAAUGGAAUUUGCACUUAUCAUGAAAUGUUUUAGAAACUGUGAACAUAAUGCAUCAUUAUGCCAAGGUAGUCAAUCAUUGAGGAUGUGUUUUUUGUGUUUUUGUUGUUGUUGUUUGAUACACCCGAUAACACUAUGAAUGGAUCAAAUGAGAAUGUUUUUAAUACAAUAAAAUGUAUUAAAUCAA
Molecule: messenger RNA, 3667 nt
Organism: Phyllopteryx taeniolatus (common seadragon)
Lineage: Eukaryota; Metazoa; Chordata; Actinopteri; Syngnathiformes; Syngnathidae
Product: interferon-induced very large GTPase 1-like
Exons: 2
Coding region: 33-3053 (1006 amino acids)
Molecular function (GO): GTP binding
Source: RefSeq, a predicted model, not a curated record